This is a messenger RNA of Ylistrum balloti, 1344 nucleotides long. RefSeq lists its product as uncharacterized. The record is from RefSeq and is a predicted model, not a curated record. The coding region runs from base 145 to 432 and encodes 95 amino acids. The transcript is spliced from 4 exons. Lineage: Eukaryota; Metazoa; Mollusca; Bivalvia; Pectinida; Pectinidae.
UCGUUUCCUGUCUAGCUAGUGUUGUCCGAGGAACAAUACAACUCAGAACCCGAAAGAAAUUCAUAAGGGUACCGUAUACAACCACCAGAUAUGACAUUGUUAUCUUAGGAAAUGAAGGUCUGCAUGUAAAAGGUAUCAAGCAAAAUGGCAUCAAUUGCACGUGAUUUGUUCAAUAUCAAAUCAAAAAGUAAAGAUCCAAUCCGAAAGAAACUGUUCGGAUCACCUGUGGUUGAUGGAGAGAGAACAUCAGAAUUCCACUAUACAUUAACUUUCAUGAACAAACUUCAGAUUGAACACGACACAGAGCUCAGCUACAAAGCAUUACAAAAAGAUACACAUGAGCAGUGUUUAACACAGAUGAGACAGUUGCUGAAGAAAAUGGCUGAGGAUGAUUGGCGUUAUCCUAACAUAGACAAAUUGAUAGGAACAUGAUUUGGAACAUGAUGAAGCAUUAUCAACAAAUUGAUGGACUCUUUACCAGGAUAAGUUAGUUUCCUGAUGUUGACAACAUAAACAAUUUGAACAGAAUGGACAAUCUUUCAUUUCAAGCUGGACAACAAUAACGUCAUUGACGAUUUUACAAUUGCAGUUAAAGAUUAAAGUGUAACCUGAUACUUCACAGAUCGAAUUAGAACAAGAUUCUUCUGAAUGAGCACUGUGCUAGAGUUCCCCCACUUCUGUUACUUGUAGUUACAUUUUGCGAGUAUCAGUUAUGAAUUCAGCUAUUUUCAUCAUUGUCAUUAACACCUUUAGUCUUUAAAUGUUUUUAUGUGUUGUUCAAUUUUUUGACAUUGAUAAUCAAGCUUAGUCUUGUUACCCCAAAAUUCUUUCAAUAUCAUUUAAUAGUUUUUAACUGAGUAAAUAAUUGAAAGAAGUGAUGAAGUUUUCUGAGAGUACACCUAGGAUAGAGCAGUUUAUAAAGUGAUAGGCUAUCUUUUUGUUGAUGCACUCGGUGAUAGUAAUGUAUUUCAGUUUUCCAAAUGUAAUACGAAAGCUAAGAGAUCAGUAAAGACUGUACAGUGAGAUUCUUGAUAUGAAUUUAGUGUUUAUCCCUGGCUAUUAACAUUGUGUGUAUCUGCUUAUUACCAAUAACACUACAGUCAUUCUGUAAUAUCCUUCUUGAUUUGAAAUCUCUGGUGGUUUUGUAGAGAUUCACCCACCUUUUUCCUCUUUUCAUUUCAAUUUUGUGAAUUUGAUUGGUACACUUCUUAAUUCAAACAACAAAAAACUUUGUAAGUGCACAGAAACAUGGUUGAGAGAACACUAGAUUUAUUCCAUGUUUUUCAUGCAUACUUUUAUAAUGAUACAUUCUGAAAUAAAAUCUGUGUAGCUUUUUCAUGGGAA